GUCACGCUGGCUGCUUUUCAGAGUACAUGGAAUGAAGAUCAAUUUUUAAUGCAGCGGGGAAGCUGAUGGCUUUUCGUCUUCUGUAGCUGCUUUUGAAAAUUUCAUCGUCUUGAGAUGAGUUGGUCAUUUUUACGUGAUAUCUUGAGCGGAGUAAAUAAAUAUUCCACGGGCAUUGGAAGAAUCUGGCUUUCAGUAGUGUUCAUAUUCCGACUAUUGGUGUAUGUUGUUGCAGCAGAAGCUGUGUGGAAAGAUGAGCAGAAAGAAUUCGAGUGCAACAUCAGACAGCCUGGGUGUGAAAAUGUCUGCUUUGAUCAUUUCUUUCCCAUCUCCCAAGUGCGGCUUUGGGCUCUACAGCUGAUUAUGGUGUCAACACCCUCGCUUCUUGUUGUUCUUCAUGUUGCCUAUCGGGAAAGCAGGGAGAAGAGGCACAACAAGAAGCUGUAUGCCAACACGGGGGACAUGGAUGGUGGAUUAUGGUGCACAUAUGUCAUAAGUCUUCUCUUCAAGACGAUAUUAGAAUUUGGCUUUCUUUUACUUUUCUACAAACUGUAUGGUGGGUUCAGUGUACCACGACUAGUGAAAUGUGACAUGGAACCCUGUCCCAAUGUUGUGGACUGCUAUAUCUCCAAACCUACAGAGAAGAAGAUUUUUCUGUAUUUCGUGGUUGUAACCUCAGGACUUUGCAUUUUGCUUAAUGUCAGCGAGCUAUUUUACCUGAUUUUCAAAUAUUGUACAAAAUUCUACAUGAAAAAACAGGCAACCAGAAUGGCGCAGGCAAGUUGCGAUUGCAAGAACCACCAACAUAAUGUAAUACCAAUUAUAUCUGAACAGGCAGGCAAUGGUGCACUUGAUAUUUAAAAGCUACACAUAACUCAUUACCAGGGGUGUCCGGGCCCAACCAGGACUGCGACUUCAAGGGCCGUCCUCCUGGUGCCCAACCUGGUACAGCUAAGCCCCUCCCUCCUGAUUGCUACUGUGUAAUUCCCUCCUUUUUAAUUUGUGCCUGUUAUUGGGUCAGGGUGGGGAAGAGGUCCAUAUGGGAAGCGGGUCUGGGUCGAUGGGGCCUAUAAAGCCAGGUUUAUUCCUGGGGUCCUGCACUAGCCCAGUUGGACACUGCAGGACAUUACUGGGACAAUGCAAGAUAUUAAAAAAAUACAUAGUGCUAAUCAAUAGAAAUGCUGAUGUCUAACUGCCACUCCAUUCACCUGGUAAAGGAUUUUUCCUUACAUCAUUAAUUUGUUUACCGAUUCAACAGUGAGAUCAAGGUCUGAACUGUAUGUAUUUUUAUUAAAUAUAUAUAUAUACUGA
Messenger RNA from Xenopus laevis (African clawed frog), 1308 nucleotides. It is a transcript of the gene gjb7.L, whose product is annotated as gap junction protein beta 7 L homeolog. Gene Ontology annotation, biological process: transmembrane transport; cell communication; cell-cell signaling. Bases 115 to 858 code for a protein of 247 amino acids. The record is from RefSeq and is a predicted model, not a curated record. NCBI's taxonomy places the organism in Eukaryota, Metazoa, Chordata, Amphibia, Anura, Pipidae. Gene Ontology annotation, molecular function: gap junction channel activity. The transcript is spliced from 2 exons. Gene Ontology annotation, cellular component: gap junction; connexin complex; plasma membrane.